Molecule: messenger RNA, 1950 nt
Organism: Calliphora vicina (urban bluebottle blowfly)
Lineage: Eukaryota; Metazoa; Arthropoda; Insecta; Diptera; Calliphoridae
Gene: Ras64B
Product: ras-like protein 2
Exons: 3
Coding region: 80-694 (204 amino acids)
Biological process (GO): Ras protein signal transduction
Cellular component (GO): plasma membrane
Molecular function (GO): GTPase activity; GTP binding; GDP binding
Source: RefSeq, a predicted model, not a curated record
AUUAACAAAUAAUAAUAAUUGCAGUUCGGAAAUAAAGAGAUUAAUUUAAAAAGUAAAUAGAAUUUAACACAAAAUACAAAUGUCGAAGCAUAAUGGUCAGGGGCCCGGAGGCUCGUCACAAACUCAAACCUACAAAUUGGUUGUAGUGGGAGGCGGUGGUGUUGGAAAAUCUGCGAUCACCAUACAAUUCAUACAGAGUUAUUUUGUUAUGGAUUAUGACCCCACAAUCGAAGACUCAUAUACCAAACAGUGUGUCAUUGAUGAUGUGGCAGCCAAACUAGACAUUCUUGACACUGCCGGUCAAGAAGAAUUCAGCGCUAUGCGUGAACAGUAUAUGCGUUCUGGUGAAGGCUUUCUGCUAGUCUUUUCCUUAAACGAUCAUUCCAGUUUCGAUGAAAUUGCCAAAUUUCAAAAACAAAUUUUACGCGUCAAAGAUCGCGAUGAGUUUCCCAUGCUGAUGGUGGGCAACAAAUGUGAUUUGGAACAACAACGUCAGGUGUCCUUGGAGGAGGCCCAAAAUGCCAGUCGCCAAAUGAUGAUACCCUACAUAGAGUGCAGUGCCAAGUUGAGAAUAAAUAUCGAUCAGGCUUUUCAUGAGCUAGUGAGGCUGGUUAGAAAAUUUCAAAUAGCCGAACGGCCCCUUAUGGAGGAUAGGUCUGGCGGUAAAAGGAAAAAUAGAUGUUGUGUUUUAUAAGUUAUAUAUAGAAAAAAGAGUGAGCAAAAAAGAAUUUAAAAAAUAAAGAUGAAAACAUAUCUUUACAAAAGAUUUAUGAACUACCACAACACCAAAAUUAUUAUAUACAUAUAGAUACUUGCAUAUAAAUAAUUAAAUAAAACAACAACAGCUGCCACUUUAUUAUUUAAAUGUUUUUCUAAAGAAAUUUAUUUUAAAACAACAUCCAAACUCUAAAAUUAAGUUACAACUGACAACAAAGAUAUUCUAAAAUCUAUAUAAUAUUAACAAAACAAAACAAAAUCUCAAUUUAGAAAAAAACUUAAUAAAAAAAGUAACUUACACCACCUCUCAAGAAUAAAACAAAUAUGUAAUCUUAAACACAAGAAAGAAACCAAAUUAUUAAAUAUCGAAUUGAAUUGUAUUGUAUUGACUUUUAAUGAAUUUCAAAGAAUUUCAUAAAUAAUUAAAAAUUUGUAAUAUUAAAUAAAUUUAUAUUUAUUUAUAUGUAUUUGUAUAUGUAAAUGUAAAUGUAAAGUAACGUAAAUGUGCAUGUAUUUGCAAUAUUUUUUAACUCAACUUAAUGCUUCUUAUAAACUCAAUAAAAACACACUUAAAACUGCUUAAAAUAUUUUCCUUUUAUUCAUAAAAUGCCAAAUAUUUUUGUAAUUUUUGUGUUUUUUCUAUAAAACAAACAAAAUUCAACAAAUUAAAAAUAAAACACUCAAAACUUUGUAUUAACAAACAAAUAAAAUAAAAAAUAAAUAAAAAGUGCCUCAAAACAAAAUUUGUAUUGCACGAAAUUAAAUUAUGCACAAAACGAAAAACAAAACAAGUAUCAAACAAAUAUUUACAAAAUAUUUUAAAACUCAUAUUAAUUUAAAAACAAAAUACUUAUAUAAUAAACAUACUUCAAAAUGUAUGUAUGUUUGUUAUUAAAAUAAAUAGGAUAUUUUUUUAUUAUAAAUUUGCUACAAUUUUCUUAAAUCUUUGUGUUUUUACAAAUUUAAUUUUAUUUUUUAAAUGUAGUACUUGUAUUAAUUGUUAUAAUAUUAAUAAUAUACAAACCAAAUCAUAAACAUUUUAAUAAAUUUUUUAUUUUUUUUUUAAAUAAAACAACAAUUUGUAUGUUUGUCCAUAUUUUUUAUUGCUAAUGAAUAGUUUUUUGUAUUUUGUAUUUAAAUGUAAUCGAUUUAAAAUUUAUAUAAAACAAAAACCGAACGUCGUAAUGUAAAUGGCAUUAAUAAAGUGUAACAUAUUAUAUUAACAAAGCGAAA